AUGAGAGACAGCAGUGACAGAAGGACUUCUCCACGACUGCUUUGUGUAGCAACACAACAGAAAAAUACUGGCCAGAACUUGGAAGAGGACCAGAGUCAGAGCCAAAAUGAGCAGAAGGUUGAACCCAGCUCUGCUGAAAAACUGUUAACUGAAGAAAAGGCCAAACUGGAAGAACAACUAAAAGAAGUUACUGACAAGUACAAGCGUGCCUUGGCGGAUGCAGAAAACGUGAGGCAAAGAAGCCAGAAACUGGUAGAAGAGGCAAAGUUAUACGGGAUUCAGAGCUUCUGUAAGGACUUACUAGAAGUUGCAGACAUUUUGGAGAAAGCAACCGAAAGUGUUCCGAAAGAAGAAAUUAAGGACGAAAAUCCUCACUUGAAGAGCUUAUAUGAAGGUCUUGUUAUGACAGAAGUACAGAUUCAAAAAGUGUUUAAAAAACAUGGCCUGCUCAGACUGAAUCCUGUCGGAGCCAAGUUCGAUCCCUAUGAACACGAAGCGUUGUUCCAUGCUCCCAUGGAAGGGAAGGAGCCUGGCACUAUUGCAUUAGUAUCCAAGAUUGGCUAUAAGCUGCACGGGCGUACACUGCGGCCUGCCUUGGUGGGUGUUGUGAAAGACGCUUAGCUGCUUAAUCUGAGAAUUUAAAAUGCCAUACAACUAUUAAAGAGCUGGAUGGUUUUUCUCUUACACCAUGCUUUCCUCAUUCCUCUGCCCCCUGAGAGGUCUAAAUGAAUUGGUUGAGGUCUCCCAGUGAAAAGGAAGCAACCGAUGAAAUUCUCCUGCUUAGUGGCCUUCAACAUCACUGUUCCAUAAGCACUCUUAAGUGUGAAAUACAAGAGCCAUUAAGCCCUCUAAUGCUUUAGAUUAGAUAACUUUUUUUUUGCAACUACUGCUACCGAAGGUACAUUAAAUUGAAAGGACUGAUAUGCACACAAGAAUUCUGCAAUCUCACGUUUAUCACCAUGUGUAGAUUGAAAAUCCAAAUAGUGGUUCAAACACUUCCUUUUGUUUUGUAGAAUCUAACAUUGCAGAAGUGGGUGAAGUAGUACAAAUAACCCGUUUUCUGCAAGCAUCCAUCAGCUUUUACACACUGAUGUGAUAAAUACUGUUUUUUGUCUAUUCAGAAAUAAUCUCUCUCAACAACUGAAAGUAAAACCUUUGUGAGUUCUGACCUGUAAAUAAAAGGCAAUGGAGAGUAGACAUCUUUUGUCAUUGUUCAACCCUUUUUGUUCUGUAGUAUUGAUGACUCAAGAAAAGCAUCUAAUACUUGUAUGGCAUUGAAGAACCAAUAGAAUUUAUCCUAUCUCUGGAUUUUUAAUUUAAUAUUGUAUAAAUUGGUUUAAACAAUUUUGAUAUAGUCUUGUAACUUCCAAGCUUUACAAACAGUUUGUUAUGCAAACUGUAGUUACAACCCUGCUGAAAGCCAGAAUACCCAAAGAAGCAAGUAGCUGAGAGUUUAGUAUAUGCUGUCUUUUAGAAUUACAUAAAUAAUUGCAUGUAAGCGGCUCAAAC
Nipponia nippon (crested ibis) is the source of this 1509-nucleotide messenger RNA. NCBI's taxonomy places the organism in Eukaryota, Metazoa, Chordata, Aves, Pelecaniformes, Threskiornithidae. The record is from RefSeq and is a predicted model, not a curated record.